UUGACCUUUUUUCUCGGGUCAUGACCUCGUGGUGGAGUGGAAAUCAUUUCUGAAGACAAAUCGGGCUGCUAAAAAUCUACAAGAACAACAAAAUAUACGACAGCGGGAACUCAGUUAGUAGCCGACCAUGGCAGACAGGCAUAUACUUGGACUGAGUCAGGAAGUGACGCUAGCCGUCCUUCCCAGACUGCACCUGGAGGAACUAGUCCUGGAGCUGGGCAGGAGAAACAUCCAGAGGGACGGACAGACAGACAGGGCUGACACACAGACAGACAACAUGUACAGGACCGAAUUGGUGAAGGAACUGUCAGCUGUGAUGAUGAGGGAAUACCAGGGGGCUGUUGUCAAGGUAAUGACGGAAACACAAGGUUCUUCUCAAAACACAACGUUUGCCACCAUAGAAAAUGAUGGUCAAAAAUCUCAAAACACAAUGUCUGUCACCAUAGAAAAUGAUGGUCAAAAUGGUCAGACAAAAAGCGUUCAAAGCUACUCUCAGCAAGGAGUCACCAGUGGGGUGAUAGAAAUUGAAACACAGCAGCAGACCGAGCUACAGUCUGUUGAAAGUUUUGCAGGAGAAUGUGAAAGUGACAAUGAAUACGAUCCAUUCACUCUGGAAAACUACGCCACUGAAAGUAGCAACAGUCCCAAGGUCACUACUGUUGAACCGGACUCGUCAAAAGAUGACAGAAUGGAUGUUGACAGAACGCAGCCGUCUGACGAUGCAAGUAGCAGUUUGGUACAAGAUAUAGAUAUGAUUCUCAAAGAGGUGCAGCAUACUGAAUUACAAGCAAAACCUGCAGAAUGUGAGGAGGAAAUGGACCUUAUCCCAAUAGAAACUACCUGUACAGAAACUUUGGACAGCACAGUUGAUGCUACAGAACAAUUGGAGAUGUCAGAGCAGUCUGAAACACAAAAGGACAGAAUUUCUACCAGUGACAAAGCUGAACUUUUGGAAAAGGCGGCAUCCUUUCAAAUAAAAACACAUGGCAUGGAGAAAAAACAGAAAGAAAACACAACAUGCAGCUAUGAACAGAAAGACCAAGUGAAGGAAAAAAGACGGGUCAUUACAAAAAAGCAGAAACAAUAUGUGUGUGAUACAUGUGACUAUGUUACAUCGUCAAAGAAAUGCCUUGUUGUCCACAUCAGAAAACACACUGGUGAGAAACCGUACAAAUGUUCGGAAUGUUCGUACGCCGGAACGAGCAGUAGUGCGCUGUUAAAGCAUCGGGCGCGCCACAGAGACCAGGAGGAGAAACCGUACAAGUGUACGCAGUGCGAUUACGCAGCUGCCGCCAAGAACAGCUUACAGUGUCACAUGGGGUCAAAACAUGGCGUUUUCAGCUUCGUGUGUGAAGUAUGCGGCUUCAGGUCGGGUACAGUAGGAAACCUGAACAGGCACAUGGCAACGCACACCGGUGUGAGACGCUUUAAAUGCCCACACUGUGACUAUGCUGCAGCAGAGAAGAAGACUCUCACAAGCCAUAUUAAGGCCAAACAUACCGAGAACAGAAUCAAGCCGUUCGCUUGCGAUAAGUGUCCAUUCACGGCACAGGAAAAGAGUGAUCUAACACGCCACUUGAAACGGCAUGAGAGGAAGAAAAUUCACCAGUGUACGCUCUGUGAUUUCUCGUCUUACACCAAGUGUGGGUUGAAAACACACCAAGCUGAACACAAGGGGGGACCAAUAUUCUCCUGUGACCUUUGUUCAUAUAAGACAUAUCAACAGCAUCUUUUGACUAGACAUAAUUUGGUACGGCAUGCAGGAACAAGCAGCAGUAGUGUGCCGAUAAAGAAUCGGCCUCGUCACAGGGAGGAGAAACCGUACAAGUGUACACAGUGCGAUUAUGCGACUGCCGCCAAGGUCAGCUUACUUUGUCACAUGGGCUCGAAACAUGGCGUUUUCAACUUCGUGUGCGAAGUAUGCGGCUUCAGGUCUGCUACAAUUGGUAACCUGAACAGGCACGCGGCAACGCACUCUGAUGUAAAACGUUUCAAAUGUCCCCACUGUGAUUAUGCUGCAACCGAGAAAAAGGCUGUCAGAAGGCACAUUACAUCCAAGCAUACCGAGAACAGAAUCAAGCCGUUCGCUUGCGAUAAGUGUCCAUUCACGGCACAGGAAAAGAGCGAUCUAACACGACACUUGAAGCGGCACGACAAGAAGAAAAUUCACAAGUGUACGCUCUGUGAUUUCGCGUCUCACACCAAGUGUGGGCUGAAAACACACCAAGCUGAACACAAGGGGGGACCAAUAUUCUCCUGUGACCUAUGUUCAUAUAAGACAUAUCAAAGAUAUCUUUUGAUUGGGCAUAAUUUGUCAAGGCACAAAAUUAAUAUGAAAUAAGUAAUAUUUGUAGUAUUUUGAAAUCUUUUCUUUGUUAGUAAGUAUGUAAAUAGCAUUAUUACUGUUAAAAUCCGCCAUCCAACAUACUUCAAAAUCAAAUUUAAUAGGAGUACAUUUGUUACUUUUCAAGUGUGGUUUGUCACUUACAUGUGUAUGUCCCUAAAGCAUACAACAGGACAGCACUUUAGUAUGAUUGAAAAGCUAUAAAUUCAACACUAUCUGUGUAAUUAAGUACAGUGUACAAGUAUUGUUUGGACUUCCACCCUCCACAAUAAAUAACAGCUGUAGACUCAGUGAUUGUGCAAUUUUAUUACUCAGUGACAGAGCUGUAACAUUUGGAAAGUACAACAUGCAGAUUUUGUGUUCAAAGUUAUAUGUGUUGAAACUUUAUCCCCGUGCUUUCCAGAUACACAUAUAUUAGAAUUGUUUCUUUUAACGCAACCUGAGCGCAUUGAAUUAAAAAAAAAAACACAGUGAAGCAAUCUGUG
Branchiostoma belcheri (Belcher's lancelet) is the source of this 2829-nucleotide messenger RNA. Its product is annotated as zinc finger X-chromosomal protein-like. Gene Ontology annotation, cellular component: nucleus. Bases 128 to 2341 code for a protein of 737 amino acids. Lineage: Eukaryota; Metazoa; Chordata; Leptocardii; Amphioxiformes; Branchiostomatidae. Gene Ontology annotation, biological process: regulation of transcription by RNA polymerase II. Gene Ontology annotation, molecular function: DNA-binding transcription factor activity, RNA polymerase II-specific; RNA polymerase II transcription regulatory region sequence-specific DNA binding. The transcript is spliced from 2 exons. The record is from RefSeq and is a predicted model, not a curated record.